This is a messenger RNA of Rubroshorea leprosula, 1013 nucleotides long. NCBI's taxonomy places the organism in Eukaryota, Viridiplantae, Streptophyta, Magnoliopsida, Malvales, Dipterocarpaceae. The record is from the annotation of a GenBank genome assembly.
ACAUCAAAGCCUCAAAGCCAAUAAUUUCAAUUGCCAUAUGAUUCUUUUUUUUUCCGUUUAUAAUUAAUCCAUUUAUUGCAAUGAAGUCCUAGGUGAAUUGCUGGAAAUGGCACAGAAACAAUAGCCGUGCUUGGUGGUUGAUCUGAGUUUAUUUUGAUGGAGUCAAAAUGCUUAAUGUAUGUGCUACUGACAUUCCUCUUAUUAGAAGGGCCAUGGUGCCAAGGGUGUUGGGACCAUGAGAGCACUGCUCUCCUCCAACUCAAGCCAUUUUCGAUAAUCCUUAAAAGUCCAAAAAAAUGGUGGGUGAGAGGAGAGGAAAAUUCAAAUUGUUGUCAAUGGGAGGGGGUUGAGUGCAACUCUACCACUGGACAAGUCAUAACACUCAAUUUCAAUUACAAAAAGUUCCAAGAAUCUAAUAGUGACAUGUCUCUACCUCGCUAUGGGAAUCCCACGUUUGAUUUUAUGGAAUUGGAGAAUCUCAUGUAUCUGAAUGCAUCUUUGUAUCUUCCACUUGAUGAUUUGAGGAGUCUCUAUUUGGCUGGAAAUGGGAUAGCUGGAAAUGGGAUAGCUGGUUGCAUUGAAAAUGAAGGUUUUGUUAAGCUUUCAAAGAAGUUAAGUAAUUUGGAAAUCCUCAACUUGGAAGGAAAUUUCUUCAAUAACAGCAUUUUGCCAUUUUUAACUGAGAUUUCAUCUCUUAGUGAAAAUUGGUAUCCCCUUUCUUUUUACAAAAUCUGACAUCUUGAUGUUCUUAUUCUUUCUCUUUGAUUGCUAUUUGUUCUCUUCGAUCAAUUUCCUUUUACCUUGUUACUUUUUUUGAGUGCUUUGAAUUUCUCUCUUGAAUGUAAGUUAGCUCCUCUGAAAUCCCUAGAUCAUUAGCCCAAUGAUUGAACCUUGCCCCUCCUUUCUUUUGAUCAAAGUCCUCGUUCAGAGUAGUAGAUGGAACAAGGGAGAGGAAGAAGAGCGUGUAGAGGAGAAAGGGACAAUAAACAGUUGAAGAAAGGAAUUUUUGUAUG